CAGGGUCCAAACGCCCCGCUGCGGCAGUUGUUUUCCAACGACGUGCUCGGCGCUCGGCUCCCCGCCCCUGUCAGGAGCGCCGAGUUGCUCGAUGGGACAGCAGCUGACGGCGCUUCCUCCUCCUCCUCCUCCUCCUCCUCCUCCUCGCGGUCAUUUCCGCGCCGGCCCUGGAAAGGAAGCAGGCAUCACUGUGGCCAGUCUUUGUGACUGAGAAUGGAACCCCAACGAAAUUGAUUUUUUUCCACCCCAUCUCUCUUCCUAGGAAGUGGGGCUCCCCUCAUCUCCUUGUAUUGGGCAAGUAAAAGCAACACGUUUAUGAAAAUAUGCCUCCAAAAUUCAAGCGCCACCUCAAUGAUGAUGAUGUUACUGGGUCAGUGAAAAGUGAGAGGAGGAACCUCCUAGAGGAAGAUUCAGAUGAAGAGGAGGACUUUUUCUUGAGAGGGCCAUCAGGUCCAAGGUUUGGACCCAAGAAUGACAAGAUCAGGCAUGUCCAAAACCAGGUUGAUGAAGUUAUUGAUGUCAUGCAAGAAAACAUCACCAAGGUGAUAGAAAGGGGAGAACGACUAGAUGACUUGCAGGAUAAGUCAGAUGAAGGUAAUUGUGGCUUUGGUUGCUGUUGGUGUCCUGCUAGUGAUUAUUGUUCCCCUCAUCCUCAAAUACCACACUUGACUUGCUGGUGGAUAUUGUGGUGGCUUCAGGAUGACAGCAUAGGAGGCAGCUGUGUGACUUCUGUGGAACAUAAUAUGUAUAUAGCUUUGAAGUGUGUCCCCCCUUCUCCCUUGGAGGCACCAGACUAGCUCCAGAAAGAGCAUUCAGAGGAUCCAGCAAAUCAUCCUGUUCAGCCAAGAACUCAUUCUAGUGUCAAUAUCUAAUCCAAACCCCCCAUUGUUCUCCCUGGAAGGAAGCUCAGUUUGGAGCCAGAUACUUAUUGCUAACUGGUAAUGAUGUUAUUUAUAAUUUACAGAAUUUCUUAUUACUUCUGACAGAGGACAAUGGAGGAAGAAUAAGGGAGGGAUGCAGUGUAUAAACUCUAUAUCAUUGUUUAGAGACAUACUUAGAUGAAUAACUGUGAAGAUGCCACUUUCUCAUAUUUAAAAAAACCACGAUUUUGCAAGGAGACUUUCUGUACUUGUUAAGGGACCCAGAAGCUCCAUGUUCUCGCUGUUGCUUAUGGAUGUGACAUAAAAGCAUUCCAGUAAAAAAACUAUUUUUAACUGUAACUAUGUAGCUCCUAGUAAAUUAUUGAAGAAAAGGAAACACUGUUUACUUGAAUGAAGACACACAGAAGAAAAGGAGACACCUUUUGGUCUGUGCAAGUGCAACCCAAACCAUGCAUGUGUUUUGCUGCCAAAUAAUUAAGAGUAAGCAAGUUUACAUGCCUCCUUUUAAAAAAAGGGGUCAGACUGUUUACGUUUCAACCAUUUUUAGAAAAAAAAAUAGUCUCCUACCUAUACCUUAGUAUACUUGGCUAGUCAGAUGCAAGUAAGUUCAGGUUAAGAAUAUGUGAGUAGGUUCACAUUUAAACUUCAUUCACCCGACAUCUGGUCUGACUUUUUACCAAAACGUGAGGAGCAGCUUUGAGACUUCCAGGGACUUCAGGUUUUUCUUUUCGUUUUAGGCACAGGACAACUGCACCAAAAUGACUACAUAAAGACAGGUUAUAAAUUAUGUUACUAUAACAUAAAAAGUGUCUGUUCACAUCUACUCCUCUGGGUAUUUAUUUAUUUGAAUAGAUACAGAUACAGAUAUAGAUAAUAUAGAUGCACAUACACGCGCACACUACGUAAUUAUAGAAUGCUCCCACACCCAUCCUACCUGGUAGUAUUCGGACCUCCCUGCCAAUGAUGCAGGUGGAAGGCAGUAGGGAGCAGCAGCAAGGUGUGGCGAUGGCGCUGCGUGUGUCACACCACAGACUAGCCUGCUGCCCUCAGGUGCCCUGGUAUGUUCAAUGUUUCCAGACCCAGAAUCCACUUUUAACCCGAACAUGCAUUUGAGGACCCAUUUCUUAAUUUCUUCUUGCCAUGUAUUUGCAUGGGGGGGGCUCCUGUUGUGGCCCCCCUUGGGUCAGGCUUCAGCCCACCAGAUGCAAGAUCAGGGCAGCAGGUGAUGAUACAUUGCCAGUGUUAGUCAGAGUCAUCAGUUCGUGCAGGAGCAAAAAGGGAGGGAUACCAUUGCCUAGGACAGUGCAGCUUAGGUUUAACUAAGGUCAGACUAAGCAGGGCUUCUGGCUUUAAGACAGGUGAGGUAUGGAGAUUGAGCGUUUUGUUCAGCCUGCAGCCUUUUUGCAACAAUGCACUUACAACAUUUUAAAUUACUAGCUUGAAUUCCAGGGGACUGAAUACCCGUGAAAUAAAG
Molecule: messenger RNA, 2355 nt
Organism: Podarcis raffonei (Aeolian wall lizard)
Lineage: Eukaryota; Metazoa; Chordata; Lepidosauria; Squamata; Lacertidae
Gene: VAMP4
Product: vesicle associated membrane protein 4
Exons: 7
Coding region: 324-797 (157 amino acids)
Biological process (GO): Golgi ribbon formation; vesicle-mediated transport
Cellular component (GO): membrane
Source: RefSeq, a predicted model, not a curated record